ACAAAAUUAUCAAGAUACGAGACCGAUUUGCAAGUGGCUGCUGUCAUCGGAAGUCUUUGUGCGUUCAAGUCCUAUAAAUGACCCUGAAUUUCUCACAUACUAGCAGCAACAAACAUAGAGCCAUGGCUCAAAUUCUGCACCUCUAUCUUCUUGCAACUCUACUUCUUGCUCUUUCUUUUAAGGCCACCUCCUCCUCCCGACACAGCGGCAACAACGGGCUCAAAUCUCUCCACUUUGCACUCUACCAGCAUGAAACGAUAAACAAAACGGGAUACAUCAUAGUGAAUGGCGUGGCCGGAGCAGGGGUUGGUCAAACCACAACACCUUUCGGCACCUUGUUUGCUUUCCAAGAUCCGAUGACUGUGACGGCCAAUAUAUCUUCAAAGGUCGUCGCGAUUGCUGAAGGCACCUCUAUAACAUCUAGUUUUGAUGGGCUGAGGAGCAUUUCCAUCGCUAAGAUCACUUUGAGGUUGAAGAAUCACAUGGGGUCUAUCUCUAUUGUUGGGGGGACACAUAACAUCAAGCCUGCUGAUCAUCCCGUGGUAGGAGGCACCGGUGACUUCAUGUUUGUUCAAGGGUACGUGACCUCCUCUCCGGUGGAUCUCCAGGGACUCACUGUUACCUACAAGAUUGUGUUCCACCUCUACUGGCCCUCCUAUGCAAAUAAAUUCUCACUUCAUGACAAACAUGUGGGAAAUGAUAUAAUUACUUAGAGGAUAGCUACUUAUUUGAAUCCUGUUGUGGGAAAUAAUAUAAUUACUUAGAGGAUAGCUACUUAUUUGAAUCCUGUUGUGGCUCACAUAAUUAUUUUUGGCAAAAUAAAUAAAUAAAUAAAUAUUCAAGCUUUUUAAA
This is a messenger RNA of Populus nigra (black poplar), 852 nucleotides long. RefSeq names its product dirigent protein 11-like. The coding region runs from base 78 to 713 and encodes 211 amino acids. The transcript has a single exon. The record is from RefSeq and is a predicted model, not a curated record. NCBI's taxonomy places the organism in Eukaryota, Viridiplantae, Streptophyta, Magnoliopsida, Malpighiales, Salicaceae.